Messenger RNA from Poecile atricapillus (Black-capped chickadee), 711 nucleotides. Its product is annotated as zinc finger protein 385A-like. The record is from RefSeq and is a predicted model, not a curated record. Gene Ontology annotation, molecular function: nucleic acid binding; zinc ion binding. Gene Ontology annotation, cellular component: nucleus. NCBI's taxonomy places the organism in Eukaryota, Metazoa, Chordata, Aves, Passeriformes, Paridae.
AGCCAGGCCGCCGCUCACUACCAGGGCAAUCGCCACGCUCGGCGCCUCAAGGGGCUCGAGGCCGCCCGGCCCCCGGGCCCCCCUCGCCCCCCGCGGGGGGGGGUCCGAGGGGGGCGGGGAGGAGGAGGAGGAGGAGAGGGCGAAGCCAAGCGGCUCCUCUACUGCGGCCUCUGCAAGGUCGCCGUCAACUCCCUGUCCCAGCUGGAGGCGCACAACAAAGGCACGAAGCACAAGACUUUGGUCGAGGCUCGCUCGGGGCUGGGCCCCAUCCGCGCCUUCCCCAGGGGAGGGGCUCCGCAGGGACCCCCCCGGCCGAGACCCCCCGAGCGCUCCUUCCACUGCCAGAUCUGCAACGUGCGCCUCAACUCCGAGCUGCAGCUCAAGCAGCACAUUUCCAGCCGGAGGCACCGGGACGGGGUGGCCGGAAAACCCAACCCCCUCCUGGGGCGGCACAAGAAACCGCGCAGCCCCCCCGAGCUGGCUCCGCUGCCGUUCCCGAAGGAGCUGCCGAAGGCUCUGGCGGGGGGGGGGCUCCUCCCGCCCCCCCUGGCCCUGGCGGCCGCCGCCGCCGCCAUCGCCGCCCCCCCCCUGGCCCUGCGCCCCCCCGGACCCCCCCUCCUGCCCGGACCCCCCCUCGCCCCCGCCCUGCUGCGCCCGGCCCCCGGCCCCCUGCGCCCCACACACGCCCCCCUGCUCUUCUCCCCGUACUGA